Closterium sp. Naga37s-1 is the source of this 5046-nucleotide messenger RNA. The record is from the annotation of a GenBank genome assembly. Lineage: Eukaryota; Viridiplantae; Streptophyta; Zygnematophyceae; Desmidiales; Closteriaceae.
AUGGAGAUCGAGGAGGAACAGUCUCCUCCCCAGCAGCAGCAGCGGCGCCCCGGAAUGGCAGCGGCGAUGGCGGCGUGGCUGGUGGAGGCGCGUGAUGGGUCGUUGAGUCUGAGCGAGGACGCGUUGGCGUUCGCCAUUGCGGAGUGGCGGAUGAGCGGCGCGACGAAAUCGGCGCGCAUCCACCUUGUGCACGUCCUCACGCACAUCUCCGUCGAUCGCGACAUGAUGCGGCUGCCCAUCAGCGAGGUCAGCCCGAUGACGGCGGACACGCACGAGAAGAACAUGCGCGCGAUGCUGCUCGACCCGCUCGUCAAGUUCGCGCUAAAAAACGAGGCGGAGGUGGACAUCAUUGUCGUGCGCAACGACGACCGCAAGGCGGGGAUGCUGGAGAUCGCCAAGCAGCUCUCGCCGCACCGCGUUUUCGUCUCCGCCAAGCCCAGCAUGUUCGGAAAGCGGUCCGCCAUAGCGAUCAUCGAAGCCUUAUCCGGGCCGUUUUUCGCGGCGCACCUCCCGGACAACGCGCGGCUCGUCGCGCUGCAGGGCAAGAAGGUCCUCAAAGACAUCACCAUCGGCAGCCCCGGAUCCUGCGCCGCGUCUCCCGUCGUGGAACUGGCGCGCGGGAAUGCUGCUGGCCGGGACGCGCACUAUCUCACCGCGCCCCAAACCCCCCCGCGGGGGUUCCUCUCCCCCGCAGGCUCGCGCAAGUUCUCCCCCCCGGCGGAGCGCGAACCGCGCGCCAACUCCACCUCUCCGCCCGGAGCGUCCUCUGCAUCCCCCCCCGCCAAUGGCGCUGCUGCUGCCACGUCAUCGUCGUCCGGAUCGGGCAAGCUGAGCGCCAAGCUGACGUCAUUUUGGCGCACGAGCUCGCAAGACUUGUCCGGUUCCCAGUCCGGCCCGCAGAGGAGCGAGUCCUUGGGAUCUCCGCCCCGCAGUUUAAAGUCCGCGUCGCCCGCGGACAGCAACAGGAGCUUCAAGCAGCAGUCGCAGCCGCGCCCGCCGUCGCCGGGUUACUUCGAGGCGUCGCACAGCAGCAAGUGGGGAGAGAAAGCGUCGCAGGGCGGCAAGAAAGCGCCGACGAAGCCGGGAAUCGUGGUGGACGGGCGCGGGGGCGCGGAGGCGCACGGACAGGGGGGCGCGGACGCGGACGGGCUGGAGGUGACUCUAGUGGAGGGGGAGACUCCGCGGUCGCGCGGGGGUGUACGGGGCGGAGCCUCGAUGCCCUUCCGCCGAUGCUCGGAGGACGGCAAGGCGGCGGACGCGGGGCACGCGGAUACAUUCGACGGUCCGUUCGACGGACGCAGCAGCACCACCGGUAGUCUCGUCGCCGCGCGACCGCCGCACAGGAACGCGCUCCCCUCUCUUCCCUCGAUUUCAUCGCAGCCCGGCUGUCUGCAUCUGGACGCUGGCACUGUCGCGGGAGCCACGGGGAAUUUCAGCGACCGCCUCUGCCUCAUGCCACGUCACCCGCUCGUCCGCGCUUAUAACGGGUACAUGGGCGGGAUCCAGAUCGUCGCCGCGCAGAUGAACGGCCCGGAUUGGCUUUCGGGGACGGCAGAUCCUGAGGGGGGGAAAAACACAAACCUUGGGAACUCCAAAAACGGCUCUGCUCCGUCUCCCUUUGAGUCUGCCGCGCAGCGGUUCAUAGCGCCGCUAGAGCACGCACACAUCUGCCCUCUGCUCGGCUGCUCCCCGUCGCUCCGCUGCCUCGUCUACCCGCGCCCACCUGGCUGCACCUCAUUGGCCACGCGGCUCGCCUGCUGCGGCGCUGGCGGCGGCGGUGGCGGCGGUGCUAUGAGUCGAACGAGCAGCAGCGGGAGUUUGGUGCAUAGGAGCAGCAGCGCAGGGAGUUUCAAUAGUCCCGACAGUAGCACCAGUGAGAAGUAUGUGGAGGGUAGUGUGGGGAACGGCUCAGUUGCCAGCAGGAGUCUGGGCGGCAGCGGGUCUCUUAGGCCGCUGAGCUGGCAGACGCGGCUGAAAAUCGUGACUCAGACGUGCCGUGCGCUGACGUGGCUGCACCAGCAGUCGCCACCUGUCUCGGCGGGAUGCCUGGGAGUGGAGACUGUGCUGUUGACUCGUGAUGACUCGUGCAAGCUGCUGCUGGCGGGUGUGGCGGCGCUUGCUGUAAACCCGGGGAAAAUGGCUGAGAAGUUGAAUAGAGAGAUGGGUAUGGAGGGAUUUGAGUGUUUGGCAGAGGAUGGCGGAGAGAGGAAGGGAAGGGAGGGGCAUGGAGUGGGUUGGUUUGAGGGUAUGAAAGAGAGUGGGAAGGGACAGAGUGUGGGAGCCGAGGCAGGGGAUGUGUUUGCUUUUGGGUUGCUAAUACUGCAUCUGCUUACAGGGUGGGUGGACGGUGGGGCAGUUCGGCAGCUUCUGGCUGCUUGCUGGGCAGCGGCGGACAUCCACCGGGCGGUAGGGGUUGUGGCGCGGUCGGCACGCCAGUCGUGUCAGAUGCAGCCGUGCUGUGAUUGGCCGGAGGAGGUGUUGUACUCUCUAGCAAUGGUUGCACUGGAGUGUGCAGAGGAAUGUGAGGAGUGGAGACCGAUACCACCUACCCCAGUCGUAGCCGCGGCGCGGCAGGUGCAGGUGUCUUCUAAGUCGCGUCGCACAGCGGCGCGGGUGGAUCCGGGCCGGGAGGACCCGGGCCGGUGGGACCUAUCACCCGAGUGGUGGGGCACGCAGGGCGGCGGGUGGGGCAGGGGGGCGGGCGACGAGGUGUUUUCUCAGCCGUCGGAUUGGGGGAACGGCACCGUUUCUGUCACAUCUCACCCCGCGUCUGACGAGGCAAGCUGGCACCGGCCCGGAAGAAUGGGGAGACGAAGGGGAAGCAGUGUGCGUGCUGGGGCACGAGUGGCGGGUGUUGAGGAUGAGGAGGAAUGGGGGGAAGAAGAAGAAGGGGGAGCAGUGCGCGUGGUGGGGCACGAGUGGCGCGUGUUGAGAUUCAACGAGAGCACGAGGCAGAGCGCGGCUGUUUCAUCCACUUCCGCCCCCUGCCCUCUCUCCAUCUGCAGGACACAGAGGGAUGGGCGGAAGAAGAAUGGGGAGCAGUGCGCGUGGUGGGGCACGAGUGGCGGAACGCGGAGGAAUGGGGGGAGGAAGAAGAAGGGGGAGCUGUGCGCGUGGUGGGGCACGAGUGGCGCGUACCUCAAGUCCAUAGCAGUUUUGAGACGUCUCAAAAGCAGCAGCGGCCCUCACCAGUUGCCACCUGUACCACCCGCCUCUCCCUGCCUCGUCCUCAGCUUCCCAUUCCCAGCCUCCUUGCUUCUCCUCCUCUCUCCUUGUGAUCUUGCCUCCCACCCUCCCCGCCCACAUGGUGCAGACCUCAAGUGCAUAGCAGCAGCGGGCGGACCUCACCAGCACUUCUCUUGUCCCCUCCCCCAUUCCCCCCUCUCUCCAGCACUUCUCUUGUCCCCUCCCCCCAUUCCCCCCUCUCUCCAUCACUUCUCUUGUCCCCUCCCCCCAUUCCCCCCCCUCCUCCUUGCCCACAUGGUGCAGACCUCAAGUGCAUGGCAGCAGCGGCCCUCACCAGCACGUCCCCAACUUCUUUGCACUCCUCCUCUGUUCUGGUUCCCUAUCCCCUAUUUGAGGCGCCUCAAAAGUCCUCUUCCCUGGUUCCAUACCCCCCUUCUCUCCCCCAUUGCUCUUGCCUCCCACCCUCUCUUUGCCCAUAUGGCGCAGACCUCAAACCUCAAGUCCAUGGCAGCAGCGGCCCUCACCAGUUGCCACCUGCACCACCCGCCCUCCUCUGCUUCCCAUUCUCCACGCAUUCUCUGCCUGGGGCUAGGAGGGGGCAGUCUGCCUCUCUUCCUUGCUCACGCUUUACCCUCCGCCCGCAUAGACACAAUGGAGAUCAACCCAGCAGUCGUCUCGUCGCAGCAGCAGCAGCCACAGCCUUACCAUCGUAUCCCCCCCAAGGGUCUUCGCUCAUACCACAGCCAAGUCCUCCCCCACAUUUCCCCAACUUCCCUCGCCUCCCCCCAUCGGGCCAUCUGUCCUCCCAGCCACCCGCAUAGACGCAGUGGAGAUCGACCCAGCAGUCAUCACAGCAGCGACAUGCCACAUGGGCUUCCCUGUUUAUCGCCCCCACUCCCCCCUGCUGCCCUCUUUCCUCCCCCAGCCGCCCACAUAGAAGCAGUGGAGAUCGACCCAGCAGUCAUCACAGCAGCGACACGCCACAUGGGCUUCCCUAAGCAGUGGAGAUCGACCCAGCAGUCAUCACAGCAGCGACACGCCACAUGGGCUUCCCUGUUUAUCGCCCCCACUCCCCCCUGCUGCCCUCUUUCCUCCCCCAGCCGCCCACAUAGAAGCAGUGGAGAUCGACCCAGCAGUCAUCACAGCAGCGACACGCCACAUGGGCUUCCCUGUUUAUCGCCCCCACUCCCCCCUGCUGCCCUCUUUCCUCCCCCAGCCGCCCACAUAGAAGCAGUGGAGAUCGACCCAGCAAAGCAGUGGAGAUCGACCCAGCAGUCAUCACAGCAGCGACACGCCACAUGGGCUUCCCUGUUUAUCGCCCCCACUCCCCCCUGCUGCCCUCUUUCCUCCCCCAGCCGCCCACAUAGAAGCAGUGGAGAUCGACCCAGCAGUCAUCACAGCAGCGACACGCCACAUGGGCUUCCCUGUUUAUCGCCCCCACUCCCCCCUGCUGCCCUCUUUCCUCCCCCAGCCGCCCACAUAGAAGCAGUGGAGAUCGACCCAGCAGUCAUCACAGCAGCGACACGCCACAUGGGCUUCCCUGUUUAUCGCCCCCACUCCCCCCUGCUGCCCUCUUUCCUCCCCAGCCGCCCACAUAGACGCUAUGGAGAUCGACCCAGCAGUCAUCGCAGCAGCCUCUUGGCACUUGAGCUCUCUCCCUUCAUGCUUUCUUUCAUGCCUUCCCCCACUUUGCUCCCUCCACUCUCCCCACUUUCCCCAGCUGCCUGCAUAGAUGCAAUGGAGAUCGACCCAGCAGUCAUCGCAGCAGCCGCACGGCACAUGGGCUUCCCUACCUUAUCCUCUUCCCCCCCUCGCUUCCCCUCCUCCCCUCCACUCCCCCCCCCCCAGCUGCCAACAUAG